This is a messenger RNA of Didymodactylos carnosus, 476 nucleotides long. Lineage: Eukaryota; Metazoa; Rotifera; Eurotatoria; Philodinida; Philodinidae. The record is from the annotation of a GenBank genome assembly.
AUGUGUGCCAUAUGUAGCCGUCGAACAAAUAAUUCAGCGGUUUGUCGUGAGUGCCUUUCAGAAAGUCGAGCAGAUUUUUUUGUUCAAGAGUUAUGUUUACAUGAUCAGUAUUAUACAACUACGAUCAGUAAUUUAGGUCUUGACCUUGUCGAUGAUGAAUCUGUCGAAGACCAUGUAUUACGAAUCAUAAAUAAUGGAGAGUAUACGAGUGUUCUCACUUUAGCCGCUCUAUCAUCGGUAUUUGAUCGUCCUAUACGAUCGGUAUAUCCGAAUGUUAAUGGAGAUAUCAGUGGUGAAGAAGAUGGUUAUUAUACAUUGCUGAAUCGGACAUUUGAACCACGACAAAAGUCACAAAACCCUUCAUCAGCAUUGCAAGUUAUGUGGUCGGGACCGAAACCAGAACGUGAUCGAAUAUGGCGCACAAACCAUUUCGUGCCACUUCUCUCUACACAUCAACAGCAGAUGAAUACACAAUC